Pterocles gutturalis (yellow-throated sandgrouse) is the source of this 3527-nucleotide messenger RNA. RefSeq names its product ankyrin repeat and FYVE domain containing 1 (gene ANKFY1). NCBI's taxonomy places the organism in Eukaryota, Metazoa, Chordata, Aves, Pterocliformes, Pteroclidae. Gene Ontology annotation, cellular component: endosome membrane. The transcript has 24 exons. The record is from RefSeq and is a predicted model, not a curated record. Gene Ontology annotation, biological process: Golgi to lysosome transport; retrograde transport, endosome to Golgi. Gene Ontology annotation, molecular function: metal ion binding; small GTPase binding. The annotation marks the transcript as partial.
AGGAGGUGGCCAAGCUGGAAAAGCACCUGAUGCUUCUCCGCCAGGAGUAUGUAAAGCUGCAGAAGAAACUAGCUGAUACAGAAAGGAGAUGCAACCUUCUGGCUGCCCAGGCUAACCAAGACAAUGCCAGUGACACCUUCAUCAGUCGACUUCUUGCCAUUGUAGCGGAACUUUAUCAGCAGGAGCAGUACAGUGAUCUGAAGAUAAAGGUUGGGGAAAAGCACAUCAACGCUCACAAAUUUGUCUUGGCGGCACGCAGUGAUACUUGGAGCCUUGCCAGCCUUGCCUCAACAGAGGAGCUGGAUCUGUCAGAUGCUGACCCAGAGGUAACCAUGGCAAUGCUGCGGUGGAUCUACACGGAUGAACUCGAACUAAGAGAAAAUGAUAUCUUCUUGACAGAGCUCAUGAAACUAGCUAAUAGAUUUCAGCUCCAGCUGCUUAGGGAAAGAUGUGAAAAAGGAGUUAUGUCACUAGUUAAUGUCAGGAACUGCAUUCGUUUCUAUCAGACUGCUGAGGAGCUGAAUGCUGGCACUCUGCUGAACUAUUGUGCUGAGAUAAUUGCUAGUCACUGGGAUGACUUGCGUAAAGAAGACUUCAGUAGCAUGAGUGCUCAGUUAUUGUAUAAAAUGUUCAAGUCAAAGACAGAAUAUCCUUUGCAUAAGGCUAUUAAAGUUGAGAGAGAAGAUGUAGUCUUUUUGUAUCUUAUUGAAAUGGAUUCACAGCUCCCUGGGAAGCUCAAUGAAUUGGAUCACAACGGAGAUCUUGCUUUGGAUCUAGCCCUAGCCCAAAGAUUGGAGAGUAUUGCAACUACACUGGUCAACUACAAGGCUGAUGUAGAUAGGGCAGACAAGAGAGGCUGGAGUCUACUGCAUAAAGCCAUCCAAAGAGGAGAUAAAUUUGCUGCAAACUUUCUCAUUAAAAAUGGUGCCCGUGUGAAUGCUGCUACAUUGGGAGACCAGGAGACUCCUCUGCACCUUGUGGCAUCGUACAGCCCCAAGAAGCAUUUGCCAGAUGUCAUGGCAGAGAUGGCACAGAUAGCAGAGUCCCUCUUACAGGCGGGAGCCAAUCCAAAUAUGCAAGACAACAAGGGAAGGACACCAUUACAUGUGUCAAUCGUGGUCAGGAAUGAACCUGUAUUCAGUCAGCUUCUCCAGUGCAAACAACUAGACUUAGAGCUGAAGGAUCACGACGGAAGCACAGCUCUGUGGCUUGCAGUUCAGUAUAUCACUGUCUCAUCGGAUCAGUCUGUAAACCCUUUUGAGGAUGCCCCUGUUGUAAAUGGAACCUCAUUUGAUGAGAACAGUUUUGCAGCGAGGUUGAUUCAACGAGGCAGCAAUACAGAUGCUCCGGACACAGUAACAGGAAACUGCUUGCUUCAGAGGGCAGCUGGUGCAGGAAAUGAGGCAGCGUCUCUCUUCCUAGCAACUCAUGGAGCAAAAGUCAACCACCAAAACAAAUGGGGAGAAACACCACUGCAUACAGCCUGUAGGCAUGGCCUGGCAAACCUGACAGCAGAACUUCUGCAACAAGGAGCCAAUCCAAACAUCCAGACGGCAGAAGCAGUGCUUGUUCAGAAGGAUACAUCUUCUCCAACAGCAGAGAACGUUUAUCUGCAAACUCCCCUUCACAUGGCUAUUGCUCACAAUCACCCAGAUGUGGUGUCAGUCAUCUUGGAACAGAAAGCUAAUGCUCUUCAUGCUACCAACAACUUGCAAAUUAUUCCUGACUUUAGUCUAAAGGACUCAAGAGACCAGACAGUGCUGGGAUUGGCUCUUUGGACAGGCAUGCACACAAUAGCAGCUCAGCUGCUUGGGUCUGGAGCAUCCAUCAAUGACACAAUGUCAGACGGACAGACUCUGCUGCAUAUGGCGAUACAGAGACAAGACAGUAAGAGUGCGCUCUUUCUCCUGGAACAUCAGGCAGAUAUAAAUGUCAGAACACAGGAUGGAGAGACGGCCUUACAGCUAGCCAUAAAAAACCAGCUCCCUCUUGUGGUUGAUGCUAUUUGUACCAGGGGAGCUGACAUGUCUGUGCCAGAUGAAAAAGGAAAUCCUCCUCUAUGGCUUGCCUUAGAAAAUAAUCUGGAAGAUAUUGCAUCAACUCUGGUUAGGCAUGGCUGUGAUUCAACCUGUUGGGGGUCAGGACCAAGUGGCUGCUUACAAACACUUCUUCAUAGAGCUAUUGAUGAAAACAGUGAACAAAUAGCAUGCUUUCUUAUUCGCAGUGGUUGUGAUGUGAAUAGUCCCAGAAAGCCAGGUCCAAAUGGAGAAGGAGAAGAGGAAGCUCAUGAUGGACAGACACCCCUGCACCUGGCAGCCUGCUGGGGACUAGAAGAGGUGAUCCAGUGCCUUUUGGAGUUUGGUGCCAAUGUCAAUGCUCAGGAUGCAGAAGGAAGAACUCCAAUCCAUGUUGCUAUUAGCAACCAGCAUAAUGUUAUCAUUCAGCUUAUGAUUUCACAUCCAGAUAUUAAGUUAAAUGUACGUGACAGGCAAGGAAUGACUCCCUUUGCAUGUGCUAUGACGUAUAAAAAUAACAAAGCAGCUGAAGCAAUUUUGAAGAGGGAACCAGGAGCUGCUGAACAGGUUGAUAAUAAAGGUCGGAAUUUCCUCCAUGUAGCUGUUCAGAACUCUGACAUUGAGAGUGUGCUGUUCUUGAUAAGUGUGCAGGCUAAUGUAAACUCUCGGGUCCAGGAUGCCUCCAAACUAACACCUCUCCACCUGGCCGUACAAGCUGGCUCAGAGAUCAUUGUGCGUAAUCUGCUGCUUGCAGGUGCCCAGGUGAAUGAACUGACUAAGCAUCGUCAGACUGCUCUUCACUUAGCAGCCCAGCAAGAUUUGCCCACAAUUUGUUCUGUUCUUCUGGAGAAUGGAGUAGACUUUGCAGCUGUAGAUGAAAAUGGAAAUAAUGCUCUUCAUCUGGCAGUGAUGCAUGGCCGUCUAAACAAUAUCCGGGUCCUCCUCACAGAGUGCAAUGUAGAUGCGGAAGCCUUUAAUAUUAGAGGCCAGUCACCGAUGCAUGUUUUGGGACAAUACGGGAAAGACAAUGCAGCAGCUAUCUGUGACCUGUUCUUGGAGUGUAUGCCAGAAUAUCCUCUUGAUAAACCUGAUGCUGAAGGGAACACAGUGCUCCUGUUGGCUUACAUGAAGGGCAAUGCUAACUUGUGUCGUGCAAUAGUGAGAGCUGGGGCUCGUCUUGGAGUUAACAAUAAUCAAGGAGUCAAUAUUUUCAACUACCAAGUUGCUACAAAACAACUUCUCUUUAGACUGCUGGAUAUGCUGACAAAAGAACCUCCCUGGUGUGAUGGCUCCAACUGCUAUGAAUGCACUGCCAAAUUUGGAGUCACGACAAGAAAGCAUCACUGCCGACACUGUGGACGCCUGCUCUGCCAUAAGUGCUCAACAAAGGAGAUUCCUAUCAUAAAAUUUGAUCUGAACAAGCCAGUACGAGUUUGCAACAUCUGCUUUGAUGUCCUUACUCUGGGAGGAGUCUCCUAGUAUGCUAUGGAAGUAAAGGGAUUCCCAGUCAGU